Messenger RNA from Melanotaenia boesemani (Boeseman's rainbowfish), 2568 nucleotides. RefSeq names its product E3 ubiquitin/ISG15 ligase TRIM25-like. Bases 235 to 1233 code for a protein of 332 amino acids. Gene Ontology annotation, molecular function: zinc ion binding. The transcript is spliced from 2 exons. The record is from RefSeq and is a predicted model, not a curated record. NCBI's taxonomy places the organism in Eukaryota, Metazoa, Chordata, Actinopteri, Atheriniformes, Melanotaeniidae.
GAGGCGCUUCAUGUUACAUGUUAGUUCCUGUAGCCACUCCUAGCAGAUGUUUCUAUGUUCCCGCCCCUCCACAGAUCUCUCUUCAUCAGGAUGGGUGUGAGCAACAUGGUGGAACAUGCAGCUGCUGGUAAGACUCAUUUCCUGCUUCAUGUGAGAUCUGUUGUCCUUCAGAGCGCACACAUCCUUUCUGUUCAGGGAAAGUGAAACUGUUUGACAGUUACUGUGAAGAGGAAAAUGGCGCAGCAGGAAAAUCAGCUCGACCGAGAAACCUUCUCUUGUUCCAUCUGUCUGGAUCUACUGAAGGAUCCGGUGACUAUUCCCUGUGGACACAGUUACUGCAUGAACUGUAUUAAAAGCUUCUGGGAUGGAGAGGAUCAGAAGGGAAUCUACAGCUGCCCUCAAUGCAGGAAAACUUUCAUACCGAGACCUGUCCUGGUGAAAAACACCAUGUUAGCAGCUUUAGUGGAGCAGCUGAAGAAGACUGGACUCCAAGCUGCUCCUGCUGAUCACUGCUAUGCUGGACCUGAAGAUGUGGUCUGUGAUUUCUGCUCUGGAAGAAAACUGAAAGCCAUCAAGUCCUGUUUAGUCUGUCUGGCCUCUUACUGUGAGAAACACCUUCAUCCUCAUUAUGAAUCACCUACAUUCAAGAAACACAAGCUGGUGGAGCCCUCCAAGAACCUCCAGGAGAACAUCUGCUCUCGUCAUGAUGAGGUGAUGAAGAUGUUCUGCCGUACUGAUCAGAAGUGUAUCUGUUAUCUCUGCCCUGUGGAUGAACAUAAAGGCCACGACACAGUCUCAGCUGCAACAGAAAGGACUGAGAGGCAGAGAGAGCUGGAGGUGAGUCGACAAGAAAUCCAGCAGAGAAUCCAGGACAGAGAGAAAGAUGUGAAGCUGCUUCAACAGGAGGUGGAGGCCAUCAAUCACUCUGCUGAUAAAACAGUGGAGGACAGUGAGAAGAUCUUCACUGAGCUGAUCCGUCUCAUCCAGAAAAGAAGCUCUGAUGUGAAGCAGCAGAUCAGAUCCCAGCAGGAAACUGAAGUGAGUGGAGUCAAAGAGCUUCAGGAGAAGCUGGAGCAGGAGAUCACUGAGCUGAAGAGGAAAGACGCUGAGCUGAAGCAGCUCUCACACACAGAGGAUCACAACCAGUUUCUACACAACUACCCCUCACUGUCAGCACUCAAUGUGUGGGGACCUGUUGCUGCAGACGUUACUGAAGAGAAUGGAAAUCUCUGAGAAACCAGCCUUUAACACGCAUGAAGGGAGCGAUGGUGUUAAAAGUGACGUCCUUCCCUCUCACCACUGCCAUCCAGGCCAUCCGACGCUUCAGUUACAUCAUCAUCCUGCUAUCCAAAGCUUCUUUUCCAAGUGGGAAACCAAAAAAUCUAACUUUGUGGCCUACUUUUCUACCUUCUUUUGUCAUGUGACUUAGUAUGGCACUCUUCCAUUCAACACAAGACUCCCAUUUUAUCAAAGAUUUUAAUGCAGGCAAAGACGAUGCACAGUUGUUUACAACGAGGACGCAAUCAACAUUGACCCACAAUACACUGCUGAUAUCCAGACCGUUACGUCACCUGACAAAGACCAAUGUGGUUACGUGUGUGGUAAAUGGUCUAACUCAAAGCAGAAGUAAAGCUAACGGAAAUGCAGCAAGUAGAGCUUGGAACAUAGAUGAUACUUAGCGCAACAUCCCUGAUCAUAUUACAACAAAUCAGACGUGGUCGAUUCCAUUAAGUUGGACUUAUUCAAUUUUCUCUCUGUGUAGAAUUACAUGAACAAACAGCUUAUAUUUGAUUAACCCAGAAUACGUUGGUUCUAUUCAAGACAUUUUUAUUUAAAAUUUACUUUAAUAAUUACCACAAAAAUCAAGGACAAAUUAAUAUUGAAUGUAUUUUACCAAAUUCAUUACUUCAAACCUAUAUGACCACAGAAUCAUUUAUUACAGUGUAUGGUGGAUCGUUUGUAAUCAACAUUACAGACUUCUGGGUCUGGUGCAUUCAGUUUUUCAGAUAACACGAUGUCAGGAGCACAUACACAAUCCUGAAAUUACAAGGAAUCCAUUGAUACCAGUGACAUGUGGUGGGGUUCAUGACUGGUGAGGUACUGUCAGAUUUACAUUGUAAGAACUGAAAAGAGCAUCUUAUUUCACAUUUCAUCCACCAGCAUGCAACUAUGCCCCCUUGAGGUGAGGCAGAGUACUUCCUGUCUCACCUGCUGACUUUUCUCUGCACUUUAUUGUUCGAGAAACAUGAAUAACUUGCAAAAGUUGCAAAAGAAACAACUUCAUAUUUAUAUUACAUAACUCAGAGAAAGAUUUAAAUUAUCUAAUAAUCCUCCCACAUGUUCAUACAACAUAAUUACUCAAGCUAUUAUGUCAGUCUGGCAUCAGUCUGUAAACCAGAAACUGUAAUAAUAUAGACGUCCUUAUAAAUGAAGCUAAAUAAAGCAAACGGUUGAACACUGGUGUAAACAGUUGUUGUCUGUCUGCCAGUGUGUGUCUACACAUUUUUUUUAACCACAAUUGCACAUUAUAUUGUUCCAGUGUUGAAAUUUCCAUUCAAAGAUGUUAAA